This is a messenger RNA of Brassica oleracea var. oleracea, 604 nucleotides long. Its product is annotated as cysteine-rich and transmembrane domain-containing protein A. The transcript is spliced from 3 exons. NCBI's taxonomy places the organism in Eukaryota, Viridiplantae, Streptophyta, Magnoliopsida, Brassicales, Brassicaceae. Gene Ontology annotation, cellular component: plasma membrane. The record is from RefSeq and is a predicted model, not a curated record. Bases 188 to 403 code for a protein of 71 amino acids.
UCUAUGCUCCACGCGGUUUUCAAAAACCGACAUUUUUCCUUGCUUUCUCGCCCUAUAUAUCUACAUACACACGCAUUUGUAAAGAUAUUCAAAGAUCAAAAUCAUUCUUGAUCCAACAAAGAAAACAUUUUCAAACACACAUACAAUUCUUGCCUAUAGAUCAAAGUUGUUACAUUAACAGUUGAAGAUGAGCCAGUACAACAACCAAUCUGCAGGAGCUAAUUCUCCACCACCGAUGUCAACCGGUCCCGCACCGCCGCCGCCGAUGGGUUACCCGACGAACGACCCGAGUCAUGGUUCGGCGGCUCCUGUUAAAGUGGAGACCAGUUCUAAGGGUGACGGAUUCUUUAAAGGAUGUCUUGCGGCCAUGUGCUGCUGUUGUGCCCUGGACAUCUGCUUCUAAGGAGAUACAAUAACAUUGGAAUGGUUUUAUCUACGAAGAGUUGUGUGAAUGUCAUGUGAAUUAUUAUUCUCUCUAGCCUUAUUGUAAAAAGAAACAUUCUGUUAUUGUUUUAUUGGAUUUCCUGUAAGACUUGUGUUUUUCCAUUCGAACAUAUUAUGUCUUUACUCUAUAUGAAUUUAUGGUACUUUUAGUUCAUUUCUA